UCUGAGAAGUAAUGGGUUAGUAGAACAGACACUCGGGCUUCAAUUUCUGACACUUUUCUUCCUUAGGCAACUUGAAGAGCUAUUACUUUGAAGGCUAUUACUUUUGUAAAAUCUACCUUGAACUGGAGACAUUAGUCCGUCAUAUUUCAGGACAGCUGUCUGGCUUUGACAGAUAUCUUGGUGGAUUGUUUUGAUCACAGGAGAUAUCUUCACUGUUUGUGUCAGACUCGCCAACGGACAGGUUGAGCAGCAUGUCAAAGGAGGAGAAACCAGAGAGCGUGUCGCUGUGUCCCUUGGGUGCAGCACCUGCACCUGAACAGGAGCUGCUGUGCAUAUUUGGGACGGGGGAUUUAGGGCGCUCCCUGGGCCAGCGUCUGCUCCAGUCUGGAUACAGGGUGGUAUACGGCAGCCGCAGACCUCACAACUGUGGCCCCUUACCUCAGGGAGCUCAGGUGAUGAGCCAUGAAACAGCAGCCCAGUCAGCCAGUCUGGUCUUUCUUUGUAUUCACAGAGAAAACUAUGACUUCCUCACGACUCUUGCACCUCAGCUCAAGGGAAAGGUGCUGGUGGACGUCAGCAAUAACCUGAAGAAGAAUCUAUACCCAGAGGCCAACGCAGAGUAUCUCCAGAGGCUGAUCCCUGGAGCACAUGUCGUGAAAGCUUUUAAUACUUUGUCUGCCUGGGCCCUGCAGAACGGGCCCUCAGAUGCCAACAGACAGGUCUAUCUGUGUGGAAACAGUGUGGAGGCCAAGCAGGCAGUAGCAGAGACUGCAUCCAAGCUUGGCUUCGCUGUUCUGGAUAGAGGGUCUCUGAAGGCAGCCAGAGAGCUGGAGGACUCCCCUUUGCUGCUGUUCCCUGAGUGGAGGCUGCCGUUACGCCUGGCCGUCGGCCUCACUGCCUUCUUCUUCUUCUAUCUGCUCAUUCGAGAUGUCGUCUACGCGUAUGUUGACCAGGGGAAAAACAACUCCUUCAGAAUAAUGGUGUCACUGGCUAAUAAGGUGUUUCCCAUUGUGUCUCUCAUCAUGCUGUCUCUGUGUUACCUUCCUGGUGUCAUAGCUGCCAUAUUUCAGCUGUACAGAGGAACCAAAUACAGGCGUUUCCCUGACUGGUUGGAUCGCUGGAUGCUUUGCAGGAAACAACUGGGACUGUUAGCACUGGGCUUUGCAUCUCUACAUGUGCUCUACACUCUUAUCAUCCCCAUAAGAUAUUAUGUGAGAUUCAGGAUUGCUGCAAGCACCAUUUCAAAGAUAAAGGAGAACCAAACGUCAGAGUUUGACAUCACCUCAGCCUGGCGUGGUGACUCUUACUACUCUAUGGGGAUUCUGGGAUUUUUCCUGUUUUUCCUGCUGGGAAUAACCUCUCUUCCCUCAGUCAGCAAUGCUCUCAGCUGGAGAGAGUUCAGCUUCAUACAGUCCAAGCUGGGGUACCUGGCAUUGUUCUUCUGCACCUUUCACACCUACCUGUACGGCUGGGACAGGUUCCUUCAUCCCUCCACCUACAAGUGGUACACACCUCCGGGCUACAUGCUCUCUCUUGUGGUGCCGUCGGUAGUGCUGAUAUUUAAGCUUCUGCUCAUCCUGCCCUGUGUGGACAAAACACUCACACGCAUCCGACAAGGCUGGGAGAGAUGCGAUCCAGAGGAGGACGCCAAGAAGUCGCUGCUAACAUAGAACUGUCACUAUUCCAGAAAAUGAAAAAACAAUGCCAUGUAAAAAAAAAAAAAAAAAAAAA
This is a messenger RNA of Labrus bergylta (ballan wrasse), 1731 nucleotides long. RefSeq names its product metalloreductase STEAP4. Gene Ontology annotation, cellular component: plasma membrane; endosome. The record is from RefSeq and is a predicted model, not a curated record. Gene Ontology annotation, biological process: copper ion import. Lineage: Eukaryota; Metazoa; Chordata; Actinopteri; Labriformes; Labridae. Gene Ontology annotation, molecular function: cupric reductase (NADH) activity; ferric-chelate reductase (NADPH) activity.